AGUCAACUGCAAGAAGCUUUUUGAGGAUCUCUUCCAGAAUUGCCCAACCCUGAAUAAUAGCAUUCUUUUUGUUUAUGAAUCUUCAAUUUAUAUUUUAAAUUUGUACAUUUUUAUUACAAUAUGCCAUAUAAAUACAUUGGUCGUACAACUGACUUUAAAGGAAAAACUUUAUGGGAGAUUUUAGGUAAUUUAAAAAAUUUUGGUAUUGGAAGAAUAGUUGCUCGAAACAGAUUUCAAAGAUAUUCAGAACCAUGCUAUAAUAAAAUUUUGAAAACAGAAGUUUUACAGAAUCCUAAACCUUCAUAUGAUGAACAACGUAAAGUUAUAGUUUUAGUGGAAAAUAUAUUUCGAAACUUGAAAAACAAUCAGCCUGUUCAAAUAGAAUCAGCAUCUUAUAAAACAGAUUAUUUUCUUGUACCUAAAUAUAAAGAAUAUGAAUUUUGUAAAAGUUUUUCAUAUCCUAUAAAAAUUUUUCCUCAUUCAAUGGAACUACCACCUCUUCUAAAGGAAAUAAUACUAAAAGAAAUGUCAGAAAAUACUUUUAAUGCAGAAGAAUUGAAAAUGAAAAUUGUGUACAAUCUUACUGGAUUUAAUAAAAGUUAUCAAGUAGCCACAAAAAGUGAAGUUCCUACAGAACAAUUUAAUAUAGGUUUAGGAAGUCCAAUUGCACCUAGAUUGUAUGAAAAUAUAGUUUGAAGAGAUGUAACUAUUUUAUAAUAUCUAAUCUUCUGUAAAACAUUUACUAUUAAAUUUAUUGUAUUAAUUUAUUGUAUUAAUUAUUGUGAAAAAAUAUACAAAAACUUUUCGUUGGAAUUUGUAUGGUACUAUAUGAAAUAAAUCAG
This is a messenger RNA of Phymastichus coffea, 842 nucleotides long. RefSeq lists its product as uncharacterized. Gene Ontology annotation, biological process: mitochondrial translation. The record is from RefSeq and is a predicted model, not a curated record. Gene Ontology annotation, cellular component: mitochondrial small ribosomal subunit; mitochondrion. The coding region runs from base 121 to 696 and encodes 191 amino acids. The transcript is spliced from 2 exons. Gene Ontology annotation, molecular function: structural constituent of ribosome. NCBI's taxonomy places the organism in Eukaryota, Metazoa, Arthropoda, Insecta, Hymenoptera, Eulophidae.